Prorocentrum cordatum is the source of this 648-nucleotide messenger RNA. Lineage: Eukaryota; Dinophyceae; Prorocentrales; Prorocentraceae. The record is from the annotation of a GenBank genome assembly.
AUGCAAGUGCGACGACCACGGCAGCUGCUCGUGCACGCAGCGUUGUGGCUCGAGCGGGUACGUUUGCGACUAUUGCCAGCGGUGCAGCUGCGACGCCCACGGCUCGUGCAACUCCGUCGACAGACACUUUGGCACUCGGUAGCUUUGGCUGGCGCGAACCUCACGCAGACCAGCCGUUGCGGCAAGCAGGGGCAGGUGUGCGCCGACGGCACGGGGUGCAAGAGCGACGGCCACGGCAACUGCGCACAUACGCAGCGCUGUGGCUCGAGCGGGUACCUGUGCGACUACGACCAAGAGUGCAGCUGCGACGCCCACGGACCGUGCAAUUGCGUCGACAGACUAACCUUGGCCCUCGGUCGCUUCAGCUCUGGCGCCAACCUGACGCAGACCAGCCUUUGCGGCAAGCAGGGCGAGGUGUGCGCAGACGGCACGGGGGACAAGUGCGACGGCCACGGCAGUUGCGCUUGCACGCAGCGCUGCGGCUCGAGCGAAUGCCUUUGCGACUACGGCCAGGAGCGCAGCUGCGAUGCCCACGGGGCGUGCAGCUGCGGCUUUGGCGCUGAUCUGACGCAGUCCAACUGUUUCGGCAAGCAGGGCGAUGUGUGUGCCGAUGGCACUGGGUGCGAGUGCGACGAUCACGGCAGCUGA